AUGUGGGUGCUCCGACUUACCACUGCUUGCAUCAGAGAGCAGUACGGUAUUCCCAACAACACUCUCGCAACGCCUGGGAACGAGCUCGGCAUCUUUGAGUCACUGGAUGAUCACUAUAGUAGAGAAGACCUCGACAGUUUUUUCGCAGCGCUCUACCCGUAUGUGCCCGAGGCAACGUAUCCCGAGGGGAGGCUCAUUGAUGGUGCUAUUGGUGCUGUUGAAGACGUUCCAGGAUAUACGCAGUCCGACGCAGGUGUUGAGUCAGACUUGGAUUUUGAAGCCGCGUGGCCACUGAUUUGGCCACAGAAGACAGUUCUAUUCCAAACGGACGACGAAUUUUAUGAAAUCAACCAAACCUCCGCAGACACGCCCUACCUCGGCUUCUACAACACCUUCUUUGACGCAAUUGAUGGGUCAUAUUGUACAUACUCGGCGUUCAAUCAGACUGGUGACUGCACUGAGCCUGACUGUCUUGAUCCUGUGUAUCCCGAUCCCAACCCUGGUGGUUACACGGGCCAGUUGCAGUGCGGGCUUUAUCAGCCUACGAAUGUCAUCUCUAUCUCGUAUGGUGGCGGAGAGUCUGAUCUACCUGCUAACUAUCUGAAACGCCAAUGCAACGAGAUUAUGAAGCUUGGGUUGCAGGGCGUCACUGUCAUCGAGUCAUCUGGCGACUACGGUGUUGCGUCCUACCCAGGAGACUUUGGCUUGGAGAACGGCUGCGCUGGACCUGACGCGAAAGUCUUCUAUCCAUCCGCUGACGCGACGUGCCCGUAUGUUUUAGCAAUUGGUUCUACACAGUUCAACCAUGUUAGUAACGGCAGCACCACUUACUACGAGUCGGCUACCGCACGAUUCCCAAGUGGCGGCGGCUUCUCCAACUACUUUGACGCACCUGAGUGGCAGACAGACGCCAUUUCCAGUUACUUUGAUGAGGUCAGCCUCGGCUUCACUGGCUACGAAGAUGCUGGCACGAACUUCAGUGACGUGGGCGACGGCGUCUACAGGAUUGGUGGACGUGGGUACCCCGACGUAUCUGCCAUUGGUGACUUCUACGUGGUUUUCACCCAGGGCCAAUGGGCCCGUGUUGGUGGCACAUCGCUUUCAGCGCCAAUAUGGGCGGCGGUACUCACACUUGUUAACGAGCAACGCCUCGCGGCCGAUAAAAGCACUGUCGGCUUCAUUCAACCUACUUUGUAUUCCCACCCUGAGGUUUUCACAGAUGUCACGAAGGGUUCUAACCCUGGGUGUAAUUCAACCGGUUUCUUGGCAGCCAAGGGGUGGGAUCCAGUUACAGGCCUUGGAACGCCUAUUUUCCCUAAGCUCGUUGAUGUACUUUUAAGUUUGUGA
This is a messenger RNA of Neoarthrinium moseri, 1347 nucleotides long. RefSeq lists its product as uncharacterized. Gene Ontology annotation, biological process: proteolysis. The record is from RefSeq and is a predicted model, not a curated record. Bases 1 to 1347 code for a protein of 448 amino acids. Gene Ontology annotation, molecular function: serine-type endopeptidase activity; tripeptidyl-peptidase activity. The transcript is spliced from 3 exons. Lineage: Eukaryota; Fungi; Ascomycota; Sordariomycetes; Amphisphaeriales; Apiosporaceae.